Messenger RNA from Sabethes cyaneus, 2633 nucleotides. RefSeq names its product TBC1 domain family member 15 (gene Tbc1d15-17). Lineage: Eukaryota; Metazoa; Arthropoda; Insecta; Diptera; Culicidae. Gene Ontology annotation, molecular function: GTPase activator activity. The record is from RefSeq and is a predicted model, not a curated record. The transcript has 3 exons. Bases 375 to 2333 code for a protein of 652 amino acids. Gene Ontology annotation, biological process: activation of GTPase activity.
UUUUUAUCUACUGCGUGCUAGCAAAAUUACUCGAAAUUCGAUUGUUAAUUUGAUCCCGUUUGUUGAAAAUGCAAUAAAAAUCAGUAUGAGUUUUCUGCAGAUAGAUUGCAUUUGGGCUGUGUCUUCAAGAUAGAUCAUACGCUGGAACUAUUUGAACCAGCAGAGAAGUAAACAUAUUAGUCAUCGAUCAGCCAAAUCAGCGCUUACUGUGGUCUGUGGUGUGUAGAUUGUUUUGUGUGUGGGUUUGAGGAAGCAGUAACGUGGAGACGAAAAGGGGAGGAGGAAUUCGUGUUUCGUCUUCUGUGUGGAAGGUGUCAUCAGCCGAAGGAUCGAACCAAAAUAGCGAAGAACCUUGCCCCAAAAACUCACCAACGAUGGAAAAUGAAAGUAUAGAGGAAAUUUACGUUCAGCACGGGGUCACGUUGAAGAAAGCAAGUGCCACAUAUUUGUCGGCUCUGAACACCGAAGGAAUUUUGUAUUUUGGUCGCUACCAGAAGGCUCCACUGUAUUUUUUCGAAUGGAAACAAACGGAAACCUGCGAGGUUCUGGACAUUGAAUGCCAGGACAGCGGCUGGUCGUUUGUCGAUACCAUCGAAUCCACAUCCUCGAUUCCAAUGCAGCUGGAAAAUGGCGCUUCGUGCGACAAACCAUCGGAUGCCAACCAACCGUCAGCGAAUCAAGCGCAAAAGAGCAACAAAAUAUCCAUUCAAGUCCUUCUGCGAGAUCUGAAGGGAAUGGAAAUCGUCCGGAACGAGCUGCGCUUGUUUGAUCAAAAUUCUAGUAUUCACAGCCUUUAUUUGUUCCACCAUGGAUCGCCACAUUCGUUCGUCGAUUUCCUCGAACGAAAACGCUUCAUUCGGAAAAGCUCACGACGGAAGCAGUUCUACGAAUGCUUCCCAGAGGAACCGGACAACGACAAACUGCAGAGAUCGUUUUCCGAACUGAACAUCGAAGACAUCCGGAGUCGACCACGGGCUAGCACGUACAUGGACUUCAUGUCCAAGCUGGCGACGGUGCACCAGCAGAUACUUCCCAUCGUUAGGCAAACGGAUAUCGUGUCCGGGUUUCGGUCACAACUGAAUAGCCCACAGGAUGAUAUGGAAAGUAAUGACGUUGACAGUCACAAUGGGGAAAUACAGGAGAUCAAUGGUACGGAGGUGGUACCGAUGAUGACGAAGAAAACGCGACAACUGGUGCCAAGACCAUACGCUCUGCGUGGAACGCCGUUGAGCAGCGAACAGUGGGUCGAAUUUCGAGCACCCAAUGGAUCAAUUUUGAACCCAGAUCGGGUAAAGGAAAUCAUUUUUCGAGGGGGCAUCGACGAGUCCAUCCGUGCGGAACUGUGGAAGUACCUGCUCGGACUGGACCUCUGGGAGCACAACAGUGCUCAACGCGAUGAGCAACGAGCCGCCAAAACGCAGGAAUACUUCCAGAUGAAGCUGCAGUGGCUGACGAUCACCCCCAUCCAGGAGCACAACUUCACCGGCUACCGGGAACGCAAGUGCCAGAUCGAGAAGGACGUCAAACGGACGGAUCGUACGUACGAAUUUUUCGCCGGCGACGACAAUCCCAAUCUUGCCAAGCUACAGGACAUCCUGAUGACGUACGUGAUGUACAACUUCGACCUCGGAUACGUGCAGGGAAUGAGCGAUCUGUUGGCGCCCAUUUUGAGUCUGGUUCAGAACGAGGCGGAAAGUUUCUGGUGCUUUGUCGGUUUCAUGCAGCGAGUAUUCAACAACUUUGAUAUCGACCAAAAAGGAAUGAAGCAGCAGUUGGAAAACCUGCGGACACUGCUUGCCUUUGUGAAUGAGGGACUGUAUAACUAUCUGAAGGAAAAUCAAUCGGAAAAUAUGUACUUCUGUUUCCGAUGGUUGUUGGUGUGGUUCAAACGAGAGUUCGCCAAUAAGGAUAUUAUGCAGCUGUGGGAGGUUCUAUGGACGGGAUUACCGUGCCCCAAUUUUCAUCUUUUCAUCUGCGUGGCGAUCCUGGAUCAGGAAAUGGAUGUUUUUAUAGACGGUCAAUUUACAUUUACCGAAAUUUUAAAGCACGUCAACGAACUGUCCGGCAAUUUAAACCUGGUAGCCAUUUUGGAACAGGCAGAAAGCAUCUACCUGCAGGUUAAAGGUACGCUCGAUGCAUCCAAAGAGGCUCUGCCGGAACUGCGAAAGCUAAUCGGCGAGGAGGUGGUGAGUUCGAAUGGAACCGGCAGUGACGACGAUGACGACAGCUGCGGUAUGUCGAUCGUGAAUGAGAAGUCCGCCGAAUAUCAGGAAAUGAUGCAACGAAAGGUGGACGAAGCAUGCGAUCUAUCGAUAAGCUAUGCGUUUUUCUAAUCUAGUGGACUAGCGGACUAAUCUAGGACGAGUGCUGAUCGACGGAAGUCGAAAAACGAUAGCUGAGCUUUUUACAUAGUAAUUUUUUUUUAUGAAACCCCUAUAUUGUUAAUCCCGUUGCAAAGCGAAGGACAUGAGAAUAAAAAAAUACGGUCACGAGGCGUAUUGGUAAAAAGGCGGCUUUUUGGCGUUAACAUUAAGGUGAUGUCUUCUCAUCCAUGAGUAGAAGUUAGUCUUAGUUAUACUGUAGAAAAUGUACAGCUAUGUUUAUUAAAAGUUUUCGUUUCGAAAUAGAAAUGU